Silurus meridionalis is the source of this 1995-nucleotide messenger RNA. Its product is annotated as calnexin. Gene Ontology annotation, cellular component: endoplasmic reticulum; endoplasmic reticulum membrane. NCBI's taxonomy places the organism in Eukaryota, Metazoa, Chordata, Actinopteri, Siluriformes, Siluridae. Bases 167 to 1747 code for a protein of 526 amino acids. Gene Ontology annotation, molecular function: calcium ion binding. The transcript is spliced from 14 exons. Gene Ontology annotation, biological process: protein folding. The record is from RefSeq and is a predicted model, not a curated record.
CUUCUCCCCCUCACGAUUGCAGUGUGACAGAGACCUCGUUCGUGGUUCUUUCAUUUGGCUCUUUUUCUGCUAGUAACAAAACCGAACAAAAACUAAGGAGAACACAGGAUUAUAUUACAAUAGAACAACUGAUCAGUAGUUUGAUGUACAUGUGGAAAACUCGACCAUGCUCAUUAGACAGGGGGCGCUUAUUGCUUUCUGUUUCUGUUCAACUCUGACCGUAAGCAGGGAGGAGCAGAGCAUUCACAGACCUGACACCAGUCCAAACCAAGCAUAUUUUGCAGAAACAUUUGACACAAGUCCAUUAGAUAGAAAAUGGGUCCUUUCCCAAUCACUGAAAGAAGCAGAGUUCAACAUUUAUAAAUAUGAUGGAGAAUGGCUUUUAGAGGAGUCCAAGAAUCGAGCAUCACCAGGAAAUAAAGGCCUUGUCCUUAAGUCUCCUGGCCGGCACCAUGCAAUUUCUGCUUACCUAAGCACAGUGUACCACUUCAAUGAAAAACCUCUGUGUCUACAGUAUGAAGUUUUCUUCCAAAAUGGGAUUGAGUGUGGAGGAGGCUACAUAAAGUUGCUGUCUCAUUCAGAUGACCUACAAUUGAGUCAGUUUAAUGAUGCCACACCAUACAGCAUUAUGUUUGGUCCAGACAAAUGUGGAAGUAUGUACAAAGUGCAUUUCAUUUUCAACCACCGGAACCCCCUGACAGGGAGCUAUGAGGAGAAACAUGCUCGGCAGCCUAAGACUGACCUGAGCGACUAUUUCACUGACCACAGCCCUCAUCUUUACACUCUCAAUUUGUAUCCUGACAACACAUUUGAAAUUCUCAUCGACCAAACAUUGAUCAAUAACGGCAGUCUUCUAGAGGACAUGGAUCCACCAGUGAUGCCUCCUCGUGAGAUAGAGGACCCCAGUGAUACUAAACCCUUAAACUGGGACGACAGGCGUUAUAUUCCAGAUCCUACCAUCACAAAACCCCAUGAUUGGGACGAAGAAGCUCCUCCACAUAUUGCUGACCCCACUGUGCAGAAACCUAUUGGCUGGAUAGAAGAUGAAGAGCCCUUUGUCCCAGACCCAGAGGCUCAGGCUCCAAAUGACUGGUCAGUGGAGAUGGAUGGAGAAUGGGAAGCUCCUCUCAUUGCUAACCCUGCCUGCUCCCAUGCUGUCGGCUGUGGGCCGUGGAAGCCUCCCAUGGUGGCGAACCCAGCAUACAAAGGGAAAUGGAAGUCACCUAAGAUAGAAAACCCAAAUUAUCAGGGGAAAUGGAAGCCACGAAUGAUCCCUAACCCAGCUUACUUUGAGGACACUCAACCAUUCAGAAUGAGUCCUGUGUCUGCAGUAGGCUUUGAGCUUUGGUCCCUUACUGGUGAUGUGCUGUUUGACAACAUCUUGCUUUGUGAUGACCCUGUGAUCACCAGACGUUGGACAGAGGAAACCUGGGGACAAAGGCAAACACAUGGAGUUGUGGAGCGGUUACUGUUUGCCACAGGAAAGCGUCCCUGGCUCUGGGGUGUGUACAUCUUCACAGUGGGUCUUCCCAUCAUCCUUUUUGUCAGUUUCAUGUGGCCUGAUAAGCGAUUUGGCCCCUCGGAUCAGGAAUAUUACUACAAGAAAAGUGAUGAGCCUCAGCCAGACGGUUCAGAGGAUCCAGAGGACCACAUGAGUUUCUCUGAGUAUGGAUCCAACAACUCUACUGAUCUGAGAAAACGGGAGGUCAACAAAGCACAGAAAAAGUCAGAUCUGGAGUUAAAGUGAACCUAGCAUGGAUACAACAAUGAAAGAAUGGAAACGUGUGGUUUCUGAAUGUAUGGGGCCUUAGGUGACAUCCUGCUAUGAAUAUUCUAAUCUUGAAAACAAUUCACCAGACACUCCAGAGAGAAAAUACAUUUAAUAUUUUUUUUUUUAAGUGAUGAUGUGGGUGGUAAGAUCUUUUAACCUGUAACAAAAGCAUAUUUCGUUUUGUAAAGUCUGAGUUUUGAAUAAAGGUAACUUUGACUUCCAGA